Didymosphaeria variabile is the source of this 555-nucleotide messenger RNA. RefSeq lists its product as uncharacterized. Gene Ontology annotation, cellular component: endoplasmic reticulum membrane. The transcript has 3 exons. Bases 1 to 555 code for a protein of 184 amino acids. Gene Ontology annotation, biological process: protein folding. NCBI's taxonomy places the organism in Eukaryota, Fungi, Ascomycota, Dothideomycetes, Pleosporales, Didymosphaeriaceae. The record is from RefSeq and is a predicted model, not a curated record.
AUGGAAGCCUUUGUCGCUGUCCACAUCGCCGCAAUCAUAUCGACCACAUGGAUGCUUAUGCUCAAUGGCCUUGUCGGUUAUCAGCUGCUCGAUGACGGUACAGCCAUGUCGCUGGGUCUUAUUGUCAUAUCCGCUGCCGUUCUCUUCAUUGGCACGGGAUACAUCGCACUUGACACGGGGUUCAGCUGGACCGGCUAUUUUGACGACACCCUCGAUAACAACCGCGCCUACGCCCUGUAUACGCUGUAUCAACUAGCGCCUCUUGUCUUUUUGUUCGUCUUCUUCUGCCUAGAGACGUUCCUUGUCGUCCGUGUACUCGGUGAGAAGAAACCGAUGGCCUACCUCGUUGCUGCAGUCAUUCUCUUCGCAAUCGGACAGGUCUUCCAGUACGUGAUCAGCGUACACAUCUGCACCGGCACGGACGGAAAAAUCAACGGAGGUCUAUUCGAGACCUUGUUCACGCUUCUUGCCGUAGUAAUGAUCUGGGUCUUCUGGUCGAGCAUCACCGAAGACGACUGGCCAACCUCUGGCGUGGGAGGUUCAGGUUACUCGUGA